AUGACUGAUACCAAGCCAAUCCUGUACAGCUACUACCGCUCGUCGUGCUCUGCGCGCGUGCGCAUUGCGCUGAACCUGAAGGGCAUCGCCUACGAGAUGCGCCCCAUCAACCUGGUCAAGGGUGAGCAGCAGUCGCCCGAAUACAAGGCACUGAACCCCGGCGGCUUCGUGCCGUAUCUGAUCGCUGACGGCCAUGGGAUCCCGCAGUCGGUGGCUAUCCUCGAGUACCUGGAGGAAGUGUAUCCCGAGACCCCUCUCCUGCCGAAGGAUGCGCACCAGCGUGCGCAGGUGCGUGCGCUCAUGGGCGUUAUCUGCGCAGACACGCAGCCGCUGCAGAACCUGAAGAUUCUGAAAACCAAGCCCGAGAGCGAGCGCGCAGCAUAUGCGGUGCAGAUUAUCGAGGAUGGUCUGGCUGUGGCUGAUAAGAUGCUGGAGAGCACCAGCGGCAAGUACUGCUUGGGCGAUGAGGUGACGCUGGCGGACUGCUGCUUGAUCCCGCAGCUGUAUAACGCGCACCGGUUUGGCGUCGACAUGGACAAGUUCCCGAAUGUCAAGCGCAUCGAGCUCAAUACCGCCAAGCUGGAUGCCUUUGUGGAUGCACACUGGCAGAGCCAGCCCGACUGCCCUGAGGAGCUGAGGAAGUAG
Linderina pennispora is the source of this 645-nucleotide messenger RNA. RefSeq names its product Maleylacetoacetate isomerase. NCBI's taxonomy places the organism in Eukaryota, Fungi, Kickxellomycota, Kickxellomycetes, Kickxellales, Kickxellaceae. The transcript has a single exon. Gene Ontology annotation, cellular component: mitochondrion; cytoplasm. The record is from RefSeq and is a predicted model, not a curated record. Gene Ontology annotation, biological process: L-phenylalanine catabolic process; glutathione metabolic process. Gene Ontology annotation, molecular function: glutathione transferase activity; maleylacetoacetate isomerase activity. The coding region runs from base 1 to 645 and encodes 214 amino acids.